AUGUGGAGGUGGAUGAACAGAAGUGAGAAGUUGAGUGGUCCUCGCCUCAACUACUCGACUUACGACAAAGAAUCCUAUGCGUUGACUCAGGCAUCAGAGACCUUGCGUUAUUAUUUACUGCCCAAGGAGUUCGUGAUUCACACCGAUCAUGAGUCACUUAGGCAUUUGAAGGGGAAAAUGAAGCUAAAUUGGAGGCAUGCCAAGAGGAUGGAGUUUUUGGAGGAUUUAUACAAAGAUGACCUGCAGUUUGCAAAGAUAUAUAAAGAAUGCCCACAAGGUGCAAAUGAGGGUUAUUUUCAGCACAAGGGGUAUCUCUUCCGUUCUGGCCGACUGUGCUUCCCUCUAAUUCCAUUCGUGAGCUGUUGGAUCAUGAAGCUCAUAAUGGAGGUCCCGCAGAGAGGUGUGUCACUUGCAAAAAGGCGAAGAACCAAGAAAAGGCGCAGGGAUUAUACAUGCCACUGCCCGUUCCAGAUCACGCAUGGAAGCAUGUACUUUAUUCUUGACUUGCCGAGGACUCAGAGGGGAAAGGAAUUGGUGAUAGUGGUCAUGAAUCAUUUUUCUAAAACGUCACACUUCAUCCCAUGCCGCAGGACAGACGACACAAGCAAUGUAGCUGAUCUGCUCUUCAAGGAGAUCGUUCGCUUGCACGGGGUACCAUUAAGUAUUGUCUCUGACCAUGAUGCUAAGUUCUUGAGUUAUUUCUGGAAGACCUUAUGGAGGAAGCUGGGAACCAAGCUGCUAUUCGGCAUGACCUGCCUCUCACAAACUGAUGGCCAAAUCGAAGUGGUAAAUCGAUCCCUUUCAACUUUGCUUCGAACAGGGGUUAAUAAGAACUUGAAGAACUGGGAUGAAUGCCUAGCUUACGUGGAGUUUGCUUAUAACCGCUGUGUUCACCGCACAACAGGGCACUCACCCUUCGAGGUGGUAUGUGGUUUCAAUCCAACCACUUCGUUGGACUUGGUACCACUUCCAGUUGGCGAAAGGGGUUGUUGGAUGGAUCCAAGAAGGCCGAGCUAG
Molecule: messenger RNA, 1017 nt
Organism: Punica granatum (pomegranate)
Lineage: Eukaryota; Viridiplantae; Streptophyta; Magnoliopsida; Myrtales; Lythraceae
Source: RefSeq, a predicted model, not a curated record